Nelumbo nucifera (sacred lotus) is the source of this 1025-nucleotide messenger RNA. RefSeq lists its product as uncharacterized. Lineage: Eukaryota; Viridiplantae; Streptophyta; Magnoliopsida; Proteales; Nelumbonaceae. Gene Ontology annotation, molecular function: fatty acyl-CoA hydrolase activity. The record is from RefSeq and is a predicted model, not a curated record.
UGGGAUGUGAAUGUGAGGUCGGUGCGAGGAGCGCUGGAGCAUAUCCCAAUUCGAACCAGAGGGGGCUGACCAGAGACAGUGGGAGAGGUUAUUAGUGCGACUGUGCGAGAUCAAUGUGUUCGUGUAUGAACAUCAUUCCAGUUCCACCCACGUUUUCUUUUUUCCCUUUUUCUAUUCUUUGCAAACCACCGGAAUCAUGUGUUUCCGGCAUCGUAGAUUUUUCCUGCAAACAGAGCCCGUCGAACUUUGGUCCUCUUACUAAUAUUUCUGCGUCGUGUCUGUGACUGAAAGGGAGAGAAAGAGAGAGAAUAUGGAGAAAGACGGUGGUUUUCUGCAGGUAGCUACAGAAAGGCUUCGAGGUGGAGAAUGGUGUCAUGAGAUCGAUCGCCUCUCUCGUCAAGGCCUCGAGAUCGUCCUAAUCAAGAAGGGAAUGAUUCGAUGCAACUUCGUCCUGCCCAGACACCUAUCUGAUGUAAAUGGAAAUUGGCAUGCAGGAGCGGUGGCAUCUCUGAUCGAUAUUGUUGCAGCCGCGGCUAUAACGUCUGUGACGGGGACCAUCAACGUCACCGUUGAUUUUAAUAUAUCCUACUUUUCAACGGUUAAGAUCAACGAGGAAGUGGAGAUUGAAGCCAAGGUGGUAGGAAAUCAAGGGAAGUUUGUAUCAGUGACGGUGGAAAUCAGAAGGAAAGAUAAUGGAGAGUUGGUUGUUUCCGCCAAGCAGUGGACGGUUUUAACCAAAUUGAGUCCGGCGAUGACUCCUCCAAGCAAGCUUUGAAUCAUUUACUGUCUCUGGGCGGUAGACAUAUCCAUCGUAAGCGUCACUAGUUACAGUCUCCAUGACUCCAUCCUCCUGUAACUCCUGUUUGUCGAUUACUUAAUUGCCCUUGGCCUUUAGCUAAGUUCUAGCUCUUCAGUUGAUGUUUGGCACUGCAAUUUUUGAUGUGGGUUUCUAUACACAGAUGUUGUGGCUGUUUGGCUCUGGUAUGGAAUACAUGGUUCAAUUUAAUGCCUGACUAUUGAAUUCA